Molecule: messenger RNA, 3857 nt
Organism: Stomoxys calcitrans (stable fly)
Lineage: Eukaryota; Metazoa; Arthropoda; Insecta; Diptera; Muscidae
Gene: HIPP1
Product: chromodomain Y-like protein
Exons: 7
Coding region: 363-3494 (1043 amino acids)
Source: RefSeq, a predicted model, not a curated record
AAUAUCGUCAGACAGUUUACUUCACGAGAGAUAAAUAUUGUAAGCGUCAUUUAAUAUAGGAAUUGGGAAUUGUUUAAUCCUGCGAUUUUUAAUAAUAUUCAAUCUGUCAUAUUUAAAGUAAAAGACGCUUUUUAAGCAAUUCCAGUCCGUCAAAAAUACGAGAAAGAAAAUACAAAAGAGAAAUUUGCUUCGAAGACCCAGUGGUUAAGGUGAACAGUAAAGUAAUAAAAAUGGCGCCUACCUGCAUUUUAUUUUAUAAAAAUAACUAAAUAUCUGCUGUAGGGAGCUAAGCGCAAUACUGGCUGGGAGGCUUUGAACAAAUAACCAUAAUAAACUUACUACGCAUAACCUCGAAAUUCUUUAUGUCCAGUAUGAAUGAUGACAAGACCUGUAGCGGCGAAGACGCUGACGCCAUUGUCGUUGCAACAGGCAGACAAAUGAAGCCUGACUCCACUGAUAUAUCAAAGAUACCCUCACCUGAUUUAAAAGAUGCCAGUGAUGCGCCACGUAUUAUAGGCAACCAAUUGUUAGUUCGACCACCUACCACAAAUUCCGUGGAACAUUUAGACGACUUGCUUUCGUUGGAACAAGAAAUUGCUAAAAUGCAUAAUGUAGACGAACAUUUGGAAGAAAGUGCACAUUGUAAUGUUGUCGCCACUAAAAAUGCUAGUGGAAAUGAUAGUGGCAACAAAGCUGCUUCUACACAUUCUACUGAUGGAAAAACGUCAAGUAAUGCUAUUAAGGAUUCGACUGAAAAAUCAGAAAUUAACUAUGAAGUUAAGAUGGAUGCAAUAGCUAUGGGCGAAACUGCAUUAGAGCAUGAAGACCUAAUAGCAGUACUUAAGGGUCUUGAUGGCCACAAUGACGGUGGCGAUGUAGAAAUGGAAUUGGAAGGAGUUACUAUAGAGGGUGAAGGUGAAUAUCAAAUAAUGGAAGUAAUUGACGAUGAUUACAGCACGCCAGAACCUGAGCCCCUACCCAUGUUAAAUGCUAAAAGUAGCGUCAGUGGUGCAAAGAAGUCUUUUGGGGCAGCCGUUCUUUCUACUGAAGAGGAACGUGCGGUUGCGUUGGAACAAAUGGAGGGUCUAAAAGUAAAACAGAAGCCACGGCGACGCAAACAGGAUAUUAAGCCUAUUCAACAAGUAGACCCCGUAUUGGAUUUGGUCUCAUCUCUUGAAGCUGAAUGGACAGACAAUGACGAUGAUGGGAACUCCUCGUCGAACACAACAAAAAAAGAUGCUCCCGUGCCAGUACAAUUAGUGGAAGCGAAAACAAAUGUGCCACAAAUAACAAGCGUUGUUGUUAUCCCACCUAAUACAAAACAAAGUGGUGAAUGUUUUGUUUUAAGUUCUUCAGGCGCUGAUAGCAAUAGCAAUGCUUCAUUUAAAGAGGAGGAAUCUAAGGACGUUGUGACGAAGGUAUCGCCCCUGGAAGGUGUUACUAUCACCAAAACGGAUGAAGACUCACAUGUUAUGAGUUCGCAUUCAGGAUUCCGACGAACGCGUAUAAUAAAACGAAAAAUUAUUUGGGAUCCGGAUGCACCAGAAACUACUUUCUCUUACGCAAAAUUAGUUAGCAGCAGUAAAACCAAGAUUAAAACAGAACCCUCAAUACCAUCCACAACUAUAACAAAAGGCUCUACAACGAUAAGACCUAUAAAACGAGAAGCCCCUACAAGUGCCGUGAAAAAAACACAACCUAGACCCAUAACGCCAAAAGAAAAAAAAACGGAGGCAGUUGCAACAAAUCAUCCUUUGGCUAAAACAUCUUUGGCAAAUCAAAAGCAACCACAAGAGAUAAAUAAUAAGACUACUAAAAAGGACGAUGAAUCGGAGACCAAAUUAUUGUCAGACUCUGCAUCGUCCUCUUCCAGUCCAAUUACAGACAAUUCACCCACGAAUAAGAGGCGCUCCGGAACGCCUGUAAGCAAUGGACCCGGAGGGGCCAAGAAAAAGAAAGUUAGUGAAAUCGAUCGUUUAAUGGGAGAUGAGGGUGCAGUAAAUAUGCUUAAUUCGUUGGAAAAAUUAGGAGCAACUGAAACUAAAUCAGCCCGACCGAUGAUGAGAAGUAGAGCCGCCACAAUAUGUGAAAAGCCACCGCGCAAGGAAACUUCAUCACCUGUGAAAAUAUCCCCACCUGCAAUAAGUUCGCAAACUCCGAAAAGUGGUAAGCGUUCUGGAAAGCCACGUGCUUCGUCUAGUUGGGAUUAUGUGUACAAACAAAAACAACAAAAUAUUGACGAUUCUAUGAUUAUUCGUCGACGUUCAAAUAGCUCAUACUCUUCAAAUGCUUCUUUAAACCGCCUAAGCUUAGAUGGUGUUACAACGCCAAAUGGUGCUAACACUUCAGCAAAAUCCAGCGAAUCCAAGUCUGCAACAACGCCAGAGAAUGUGGCAACAAAAUCGUCAUCAAGAGGAACAGAUGAAACACCCACGUCCCAUUUACACGGCAAAGGCGCUGGCGCUGGAUCCAAAAACAGUCCCAAAUCCUUCGAAUUUGCCAAGCCUGAAAACAAGAAAGCUCAACGACGUACAAAAAGCCCUGCUGCUGCUGCUGGUACUCUUGCAAAUGAUUUGAAAAAACCUGCGCCGGUCGCAAAUAAACGUAAUGUACGAAGUCCCAAUAUGUUGACUGACGAAAAGUCUGAUGGUGGAAUGACUCUAAAAAUUCCGCCGUCUGCAUCUGCAACAACAGUUCUUGGCAAGGAUAAAUUGCACACCUCUGAUGUUAUGGUAAAAAAAUCAGCAAAAGUUGCUCAGAUUAUUUUCAACACCAAUAAAGCUAAAUUGAGCUUCACAUUCACAACGCAGAUGCUGAAUAAAUUGUCGGACAUCUUGAACAAGCUAGCCGCCGAUCCUGAUACUCACGUAACUGUCAUUUUAACAAACGAUGCUCAUUUCUGCCAAGGGAUAGAUUUAACCGAAAUAACUGUUGGCUCCACAGACAAGCGUAAGAAUGCUGUGAAACAUUUGACUACCGCCGUUAGAAAUUAUUUAAAAAUAUUGGCGUCAUAUCCAAAACCAUUGAUAGCUGGUGUUAACGGUCAUGUUAUGAAUCUGGGUGUUAUGCAGUUGGCAUUUUUUGACGUAGUCGUGGCUGGUGACAAAUGUACGUAUGAAACACAAUAUAAUAGAAUGGGUCAGCUUCCAGAAGGCUAUGGAGUUUGGAACCAGUUAAACAAAAUACGAGGAUCAUUUAAAACCAAAUUGUUCUGGCUAAGUGAGAAAAUCCAAUCGACUGAAGCAGCACUAGCCGGUUUGGUCAACAAAUUAACUGUAGGCAAUAAAGUCAAUGACGAAGCCAUAAAUGUUGCAAAAAAAAUAGCCUCAUUGUCUCCCGUGUCUUUUCGUUCUAUGAAGAAGACUUUGUCUGAAAGUUAUUUAGAAGUUAUCGACGCCUCUUUUGAUGAAGAAUUCAAUACUAUUGCCGAUCAAUGGACAUCGAACGAGUUUUUGGAUAAUAUUAGAAAAUAUGUAGAACAGGGUCAUUUUUAGUUCAUAGUUGCAAUAUGAAUGUGUUUACAUGGUUUUUUUUUCUUCUUAAAAUAACGUAAGCACUCGACUAAAACAAAUUGCUAAUUACAUAUCGUUUAUGUAUGAAAAUUAUUAUAAUUUUUUACAAUUCCUUUUUAUGUAAGUUUUUAAAUUUUUUUUUGACAAAAUUCAUCGUUAACCAGAAAUCACAACCAAUCUUUUGUGGGGAUAAAAAAUUAGUUUGCAAUGAUUUGAAAUGUGGUGUUUAAUCUAAGCUUGGAUUCAAUUGUUAAAUUUGACGGCCUUAAGUUUUAAGUAUCGAAUGGUAGAUCAUAAACCAAAAUUACACCAUCCCUAUCUUUCAGUGGCAAUUGAGAAAUAUAA